AUGCCUCGCGGAGACCGGGAGAGCGACUGGGUGAGUGAGGUAACGGACGGCGUGGCUCAGUAAUGGCCGACCUUUUUACACUCAUUGUGUCCUUAUGGGGAUGGCGGGCGGGCGAGCCUCCUGGAAAGCCAAGGCGCUAGAGAGAGAGAGCGGCAGUGGGGUGUAAAUGGCGGGUGCAGGGAAAAGGGGUUAGAUUUGGUCCCGUGGGUUGUUUUUUGAAGGGGCUCAGGAGGCGCCUAAUGGCGGGUGCCGUCAGCCGCUCGCUCACGGAAGAUAUUUUUGCCAGGACCUAUUUAAUACAGCACUGAAUUUUAAUACCAUUAGCGACAGGGCUUUAAUUUUCCCCAAGCGACAAAGGAAGCGGGAGGAGAAAGCGCCCUCUUUUAUACCGUUUGCGCCGCUAGGUUAGUGCUAGUUAAGCUGAUACAAGAUAGAAAGCGGGGUGGAUGGGCCCUUGGUUAAUUAUACUCUCCAUUUUUUUUGGCGCGAUUAUUAGUCUUCGUGGAUCUUCGGCAAUUUCCGGACUACAGCAAUGGGUGGGCUUUUGUUGCCUUCGGCUCUUUCCGGAAAUUAUCGAAGGCGCUUUUUCGAGGUUCGAGUACUCUUCGGCGCUCUUCGGCCACAGCCGGACGUCGCCGGCUGCGUCCGGAAACAGUCGAUGGCCUCGCUGGAGAUGACGAUGCGCAUUUUGGGUGUCCCUUUCAAAAACAUCUCUCGCCAUAUUAAACGGCUUUGCGUUACCUCAGGUUAACGAUGGUUUAAGCAAAAAGCAGUACAAUGUGGAAGAGUGCUCGAUUCCUUAUUACUUUUUGCCCCGGUCACGUCGCGCCAAUUUUGUGGUUUCGCGUAUUAAAAACAAAACAAAACCCUGGGGCGGCAAGGAUGUGUGAAUUUUUAACUACGUAAGAAUGAGGUCCGCCAUUACCAGAAAGACGGGAUCGCAUUCUCCAACCGCAUUACGCAAAGCACGUAGCUCCCUUACGUUAGCGGGAGAAACCUAAAGCUCGGGUGUUAGUCAGUUUGCGUGGAAGGGAUUGCGGUGUAGUGGUGCUGACUAGCGCGGGGACUAACUGCGGCACAAUACGCCAGUAGCGUAGAUACUUGAGAUGACGCAGAGUCCGUUAACUGGAAAACACUUGGUGGCGCAGUUGGCGGCUCUUGUUGCCUGCUACUGAAGACGUUAGUGUGGAAGGUUCUGGAAGGGACGGCAGCCCUUGAGGAGGCGGGGGGAGGCUGUGGCGGCUAAGUAGUUACGACAAGUUAGGGAUCCCCCCACAUUAUGGAGGUCAGUAGUUUUUUUCCAUUUCCAGUCUACUGGAAAAGGACUGAGCCGUAUGUAUAGUACGGAAAGGAGGGAGCGAAAGCGUACGAAGUGAAGGGUGCGAGUAAAGACAAAAGGCGGGUUCCCUCGCCCUCCUCCCUAAUCUGAUGGGGAGGGGGGAGCGCGCGUGCGCAGCAGAGCGGAAUGCUGUAGCCUUUCUUGGCCUUCUGGGAACGAGCCCCCUCCCGGUGGUGCUCGGCGCCAUUUUCUCUCAGCCCGCUGUGCACCUCGGGUUCUCGGAGCCGUCACAUGGCGGAGCCAUCCUCGCUGGAGAGGCGGAGGAGCAGCCAACCCUAUGGCAUUCUUAAGUUCUUGAAGGGUGAGCAAGGCUUAUAAACUCGCGUCUGCCUUCCUCAUCAGGUGUUUCAGAUCGUUAUGUUAAAGUCGAUUAAUCAAAAGAGUUUGCCUCAGCAGACACGUUGCCGCUUACUUCUUUGAACCUUUGGGUCUUGAAGGCUUAAACGCAUCGAAGCGCGGGGCCUUAUCGCACUUAACAAAUAACAUUAGUAUGCCUCGGGAACUUUUAAAAUAGUAUUUCCGGGAGUGUAGUAGAAUCUUAAAAGGUAGGUGUGAGUAGCGCACACUCCCUGCCAAUAUCCAGUGCCAUUAGUUUCAGUUAUUAGGUACAGGGCUACAUUUCUUAAUUAAAGUAAUUCCAGACUGCUAUUGGUUUGAGUCAGUAGUAAUGUUAAAUCCCCAUGGCGACCUUUCUAGGUCUGACCCGCAAACUGCUUGGACAACCCUUGUUUCUCAACCCUGUUAGACUUGAGAGUAAGUCGAUAAACAUGCUUUUGGGGGAUUAAAUGUGGGGAAUGCAUAGUAGAUGCAAAUUAACUCCUUUAUUUUCCGAUCAGUCUAGAAUAUUUUGUCAACUUCUAUUAUGUUGUAAAACCAAAGUGUGGUAAAGCUUUAAAAGUAUGAAAAAAGUAUAAAAUCUUAACAGUAAUAAAAUUUUUCUUGCUUAUGGGGUCUUUGAAACACACCAAGAACUGAGAAUGGUCCACAUUUUGUGAAAAAGAUAUGGGGCUGACUAUAAUGCUGUUUUUCUGCUCAGCUGGUUAUUUGGCCUACAAAUUUGUUGAAAUUAUCAUCCCUUAUUUUAUGGCAACUUUUCCACUAUAGUUAUGAUUUAUUUUAGUAUGAAUUAAACAUGGUUGCUGUUUUAAACUGGCUUAUGCUCAACCAUGCUCUCAGGAAGAAACAAACAUAUAAAAUAUAACUCUUUUCCUCACAUACAAUCUGAAAAUUUUCAUUUCAAAUUCUGUUUUCUGCUGAGGAAUACUGUGUAGAGAAUACAGUACUGUACUCUGGAAAAUUGAUAUAGAAGCAAUCUUCUCCUUGUAUCUUAAUUCUUGGCUAUGGUGUUCUUAUGCACAUUUCUGUGCCCUAAAUUUGGGUAGUGGUGGCAAAAAGAAAAAAACAGUAUAUUUCUCAAGCUGUGGACAUGGAUUAUUGAUGGGCCUCAGCCUCCUUUCAAGAAGCUGGUCAGUGCCUUCUCAUACAUCCACUUUUUCUCAAUAGUAGGUCCCCACGUGCACAGUAAUAGGCAUGUGGGGAGAGUGGCAUCAGGUAGAAGGGAGGAAAGAGUAAAUAGAUAUCAAUGUGGCUGGCCAAGCGUGAGGGGAGGAGAAAAAUUGGAAGGCAGGAGGAAAAACGGGCAGUUGUAUUGGGAAUGAGAGGAAAAGAAGCACCUCUGGGAUGUUCCUGUGCAUUCUUGGCUCCUCUAAGCAUGCCCCCCCCCCCCAAGUUAUGAGUUAGGAAGCCUCUCCAGAAGCUUUUAAUAGAAGAACACUUCACUAUCUCAGAAUAACAUACAGUGGUACCUCGGGAUGCGAAUGGGAUCCGUUCUGGAGCCCUGUUUGCAUCCUGAACACAACGUAAGAUGCGCCAGUUGUGGUUCGCCGCAUGUGCGUGAUGUCAUUUUGACUUUGCACAUGCGCGAGUGGCGAAACCCAGAAGUAACACGCUCUGUUACUUCCAGGUCGCUGCAGAGCACAACCCGAAAAUACUUAUCCUGAAGCAUAUUUAUCCUGAGGUAUGACUGUACUGGCUUUAGGAACUGGACAGCUGCCCUGUGUGCAUGUACCCAUGUAGGUAGAGGAAGUUUAUUUUAAAUUUGUAUAUGGCCCUUCAUCUGACAAUCAUAGGCAGUUCACAGCAUAACAAUACAAAACCAGAGCACAAUGUACAUACUCAAACAAGAAUAAAAACAAAUAAAUAACCUUCAUACGAAACACAUUUAAAAGGCCACGGAAUAUUCAAUCAGCCAAAUGCCUGGUUACAGAGAAUCGUUUUUGCCUGGUGCCUAAAGAUAUGUACUGAAGGCACCAGGUGAGCCUCAGUGGGGAGAGAAUACCACAAAUGGGGAACCAUGGUCUAUUCUUGUGUUGCCGCCCUUCAAAAGAUGGUUGGAAGUUUUCAAAGAAUGGUUAGGUGGUCCUCUUGUCAGAGAUUGUUUAGCUGUAAUUUCCUGCAUUGCAGGAGAUUGGACGAGAUGACCCCUGGGAUCCCUUCCAACUCUAUAGUUCCGUCAUUCUAUGACCUCAUGGAGGAGGCACACAAAGAAGGGCCUGAGAUGUUAUUGUAGGGCUUAGGUUGGUUCUUAGGCAAGAGUCAGUCCUUGAGGUUGUGCCAGCAGCAUAUUGCUGGCAAUGUACUACAAAGCUCUGGAUGACCCCACUCAGCAGUUUCAUGUGCUGUAGAUGUUUAUAAAACAGUAUAGGGGAUAAAAUUGAACCCCAAGGAACCCCACAUUGAAGCUCCAUGGGGCUGAAGAGCUCUCCCCAAGCAUAACCUAUUGGAAAUUACCAUCCAAGUACGACCAGAACCACUGGGUGUGAGCUACCCGCAUCCUGGACUUUCACUCAAGGAUACCAUGGUUGAUGGUACUGAAAGCCACUGAGAGGUGAAGGCGAAUUAACUGGGACGCAUAUCUCCUAUCCUGACAGAGAUCAUACAGAGCAACAAAAGUAAUUUCUUUGCUGAAAGUGGGCCUAAAUGCUGAUUGACAUGAAUCUGGAAAAUCAGUUUCCUCCAAGAGUGCCAGGAUCUGGUCUGCAACCACCAACUCAAGAACCUUGCCCAAGAAGGGGAUAUUUGUAGCUGACCAGUAAUUACUUAGAUUUUCUGAAUCCAGGGAGGGCAUAUUAAGGAGUGGUCUUACCACUGCUUCCUUCAAGCAGGUAGGGACCACCCGCUUUCACAAGAAGGCAUUAAUCACCUCCCUGAAUUGAGUAAAGAUGGCCUGGAAAUGAAAGAAGAGUGGGGUAAUAUUUAUUAAUUUGGAAAUAGACAGCAUGGUGAUUAGAGAAGGAAGCUAGUGUUGGAGGAAGUAAAGGUUUAUAGAGCAAGGAGAAGUAAUGAAAUAACAAUACUAUUCUCUACAAACUGAUGGAUAGGUGAAUACUUUGAGAGGAAUCUUUUUUGGGGCUAGGAGAUACAAACUAAUGUGGCUCUGUUUUAGAGAUUCUAGAUUAGCAAAUUCUGCCUAAAAUGGGAAUGCUAGGGCAUGCCACCUCCAGAGCCAGUGUUUUUGACUUGAGGAAAGCUGAACUAUGGAACUCAAUGCCACAAGGAAAUUACUGUGUCAAAAAGUGUGGCAAUUAUCAAGAGGGAUCAUGUGUAAGUAAAUAGUGAUGUCAGUAAUUGCCAGUUGAUUAUGGCAAACUCUUAGAAUCAUUGAAUUGUAGAGUUGGAAGGAACCACAAGGGUCAUCUAGUCCAACCCCCUGCAACUAAAUCAUACAGGACAGAUAGCAAUCAACAUCUGCUUAAAAACAUCUAGGGAAGAAGAGUCCACCACCUCUUGUGUGAGUCCAUUAUCAACUACUCUUGCUCUCAGUUCUUCCUGAUGUUUAGUCAGACUCUCCUUUUUUGUAACUUGAAUCCAUUGCUUUGGGUUCAGGUCCUAGCCUCCAGAGCUGGAAAAAACAAGCUUGGUCCAUCUUGUGACUGUUCUUCACCAUUUUGCCCUCUCAAGUGGGCCAUGGGGAUAGAAAGAACCCCUACUAAAUAUCCACAUAAUAAUUGUUGGACUAGCAUACAUAGAAACACAAUACCAUGUGUAGAAGUUUGUAAUGUGCAACUAUGUUGCAGACUUUGAAAAAGAGUAGAGAAGAAACUGGCAGUGUUUCUUAUUGCAGUUUGGAGAAACCAGGAGCAUGUUUGGCUUAGGAAAAAAGUUCGCAAACCGGAACACUUCCCAGUUUGCAGUGUUUGUUUGUUUGUUGUUUUUUUCAACUUAAAUUUUUAUUAGUUUUCAUCAAACAUACAUUCCAAUACAUUCAUUGUAUUAAUACAUCUCAUACAUAACAUUAGCUCUGUUGAGCUUUGGACUUCCUUCCUCCCCUUCGGUAAGUAUCAUAUAUUUUCAUUAUGUCACGUAUUUUACACAUUUAUCUAUUUAAUCAUAAGCUGUUGAAGUUAAUCAAAUCCUGCCAGUGUCUUUAAAGAUUUACAGUUGUCUCUUAUAUAAUCCAAGUAUUUACUCCAAUUUUCAUAAAACUUUUGUUCAUCCUGAUCUUUUAUUCUCCCUGAUAUUCUAGCCAGUUCUGCAUAGUUAAUCAUUUUGACCUGCCAUUCAGUAAUAGUUGGUAUUACUUCUGUUUUCCAGUUCUGGGCUAACAUAGUCCUUGCUGCUGUCGUGGCAUACAGGAAUAGGUUUUUAUCUUUCUUUUUAACAUCUUUUCCAACUAGUCCCAGUAGAAAGGCUUCAGGGUUUUUAAAAGAAGUAUACUUAAACAUUUUUUUAAGCUCAUUGUAAAUUAAUUCCCAGAAGCCUUUCACUUUACUGCAAUUCCACCACAUAUGGAAAAGAUCUCCUUCUACCUCUCCACAUUUCCAGCAUUUCUUAUUUUUCAUUCUGUACAUCUUUGCCAGUUUUACCGGCGUGAGGUACCACCUGUAUAUCAUUUUCCAUACAUUUUCCUGUAAUGCCGUGCAAGCCGUGAAUUUUAAGUUCACAUUCCAUAGUUCUUGCCAGGCUUCUAAUUCUAUAUUAUAGCCAAAGUCUAAGGAGGCUAUGAUUAAAUGGGCCAUAGACUUUGGCCAGUUUGCAGUGUUUGGGUUCCAUGUUGUUUGAGUACCAAGGCAUUUGAGAACCAAGGUACUACUGUACAUUGUUAGAGUUCACCUUGUUGGUUUUGAGGAGGUUUUUAUUUGCCACAAAUGACAUAGAGUGUGUGUUCCAGAGUAGAAUUUCUGAGUCUUAGAGUACAUACUGAUCAGUCCUUGAAGCCAUAUUAUCAGGAUGUUAAAUUGUGAGGUCUAUAGGUUCACAUAUCUGGAAAAUCUUGCACGAUUCUCAGCUCAACAUCCUCCCCCUGCUGUAAAGAAUCAAAAAGAUUAGCUACGACUAUUUUCUAGUUUGUAUUAAAUCCUGGGUUUCUUUGGUAGGCAUCAAGUUCAAAAGGGCCGUUCUCAGUUGCUUCCUGGCAAACAUAAAACCUAGAUUAUGUAUUUUUUAUAUUUUUCCAACUGAAGUGCUUGACCCAAAUAGAAAAGAUAGUGUCUCAGUUAUUUUUGGAUAUAUAAAAUCUAGUAUGUGUUUAGGAAGAAAUUGUGUGCUAUAUUACUAUUUUUUCUCUCCUUUGAAUUAGAGGGAAAAAGAGCAGUUCCGCAAACUAUUCAUUGGUGGCUUAAGCUUCGAAACCACAGAAGAAAGUUUGAGAAACUACUAUGAGCAAUGGGGAAAGUUAACGGAUUGUGUGGUAAGUUGUGUGCAUUAAUCUUCGUUUGAUUUUAGAUAGCUUUGGGUAUGGGGGGAAAUUAAUCUGGAAAAAAUAGGCAAGACAGGAUGCAGGAUGAAACCAUGUUUGGUUCAUUAGCAGCCAUAACUGUCUUCAGAUUUGUCUAGAAGAGCAGACUUCUGUUUCCUUUGUGCUGAAGUGUGAGAUAAACUCUUCAAUGGUUAAUAGACAUCGAUCACCCAUGAGAACAAUUGCAUCUUUUCUGAGAUUAAGAAGUUUAGUUCUUCCUUGCAGCUAAUGGUGCUUGUAUACUAUUUUUAGCUUUCAGUCUAGAAUCUCUCUUAAUAACACAAAUAGAAAAUGUUAUUUUUGGGUAGUGACAGGUUAAUGUCAGUAAGCUUUCCUGAUUUAGCCAUUGAUUAACAUAGAUUGUGAUUUUUAAAAUCAGAAAAUUGAAACAUUCAGUCAUCACUUUUUAUGAAGCCUAUAAUUCCUCUUUCAUGAAAUAUAUUGUGUAUAACUUAAAAUAUAGGGGUGGGAUGCAAACACCUAUUUUUGGAGUUCCCAUUGAGAUGUUAACUGUAUUUUCUUAGAACUUUACACCCUGUGCCACGUUGCUGUCUACUUUCUAAAAGUUUUCAUGGGUGCCAUGUAGUAUGACAGACAUUUUAUAAAUAUAAACCCAUGUCCACGUAGAAUUAGAACUAUAAAAUUUUGCCAUUGGGUAUGUUAGUGUUUCUUUUUUGUACCUAUGUUACACUUGUUUACCAAUGUUACCACAAUUCAUAUCAUUAUCUUUGAGUUACUGAUCAAAGAUUUUCAGCAAUGUCAGCUGGCCAUUAAUUUUAUUUUAAAAUACUCUUUUAAAAAGUACGUAUUCUGGAAGAGGAAAUGUUUCCUCAUUAUUAUUUUUUGCCAUUUCAGAUGGGUGUUGUGUGUAUUGGUUGUUUUUCUGAGCCACAGCAGCCAUCUUUGUCAUCUUGACAAAUACUUUAUUUUUGCAGCACACCAUGUUGUUGGUCAAGGGAUGGGGAACCUGUGGCCUUCCAGAUAUUGUUAAACUACAAUUUGCAUUAUCCCUGACCAUUGACCAUGUUAGCUGGAGUUGAAGAGAGUUUAAAUCCAGUAACAUGGAGAGCUACAGAUUAGCAAUCCCUGUUAGCAGCACUACUAUUCGCUGACAGCCUUUGAUAGUUUCCAAAUUCUUUCCCUCGGUUGUUUGUUCAGACUUCAAUUCUUAAACUACAUUCUUUAGGGUACAGUUGUAUUUCUUCUUAGAAAAGUAAUUGCUAAACAGAAUUAUUGCUGAUAGCAAAAUGUGUGUGGCAAUAAUUGUAAUUUAGAGCUUAAUAGUUGAAAUGCACAACCUUCAUCUUGUAGGUUAUGAGAGACCCUGCAAGCAAACGCUCACGAGGAUUUGGUUUUGUAACAUUCUCUUCCAUGGCUGAAGUUGAUGCAGCAAUGGCUGCCAGACCUCAUUCCAUUGAUGGAAGAGUAGUUGAGCCGAAAAGAGCUGUAGCCAGGGAGGUAAGUUUUGUUCUGUAUUAAAUGUGAGAUAUUUUUAUCUCUUAUCUGUGUCUCUUAAAGCAGACAAGUUUAUAUUGUUCAGAAAAUGUUUUUGCUGCUGCAUGUAAAAUACUGCAACUUGGAGGACGUACAUGCUCAGUGGGCUAGACCCAUUUAGCAAUACUUCCUUAACCUGUGCUGAGGUAUGGAUUUCAUGCAGUGACUUUUCUGUGGCAGGUCUCAAGCAGUUCAUUGAAUGUUGGCAGCAUGCAGCUGAGGAAGAAACUCAGUUGGUUAUAGCAUGGUGUUUAUAAUGCCAAGGUUUGCAUGUUUGAUCCCUGGAUGGGGCAGCUGCAUAUUCCUGCGCUGAGUGACCUGGACUAGAUUAUCCUCAGAGUACCUUUCAAUUCUGUGAUCGUACAACAAAAGCCAGGGAUCUAAAGUUAAUAUAUUUGAUGGUAGAAACUGAGUGUUGGCAUGGCAUAUUGCCUCAAACUGUUAGAAAUGGGGAAACUCCUAGUUCAAGUCUUGCCUCUGCUGUGAACUCAAGCCACUCAAACCCCAAUAUAUGGGGAUAAUAAAACAAUUUUACAGGAUUGUUCUCAGCAUUGCAACAUGCUAAUGUACGUGAAGUGAUCUGAGCAUUCUUAUAGUGUUUAUGAAUGUUACACUUUGCCAAAAUUAUAGGUCAUAGCGAUAACAGAAAAAGACAACUGCUGAAACGUUCCCGAAAUAAAGCAAUAAAAAUAACCCGACUCAUACUGCUUAAGGUGUCGGUUUCCUACACUAUUAUUAAAAUUUUCUGAUGAUUAUUUAAUGGAAAUUGACAGUUUACACAUUUUUAGUUACUCAUUAACACCAGCAACUAGAAAUUCAGGGUUUUGUUUUGUGUUUGACCAACAAUUAACUAGGCAGUUUUGCUAAACUUAUUUUUCAAGGAAUCUGGAAAACCUGGAGCUCAUGUAACUGUGAAAAAAUUGUUUGUUGGUGGAAUUAAAGAAGAUACUGAGGAACAUCACCUUAGAGACUACUUCUCGGAAUAUGGAAAAAUCGACACAAUUGAAAUAAUUACAGACAGACAAUCUGGUAAAAAGAGGGGCUUUGGAUUUGUAACUUUUGAUGACCAUGAUCCAGUGGAUAAAAUUGUAUGUAAGUAAAUACUAUUAACAAUCUUUGUCACUGUUACAUAUUUUAUGUACCCAUGUUUUGGCCUGGUUCUAUAUAUCACUGUAUCAGCAAGCAAGUCAUUUCAGGAUGUAGUGUAACCACUGCAGGCUGCCAUUUCUUCUUACAUGCAUAUAUGUAAAUUGCAUACCAAGUUUAUACUGUGCAAGAAAAUGGUUGCCACUGUUUUAAGCUGGCCUUGGUAGCCAAGUAAUCAGUAUUGCUUGCCAGAUUGUGAUAUGGCAGAGGUAUUUGGAUCUCUUCUGCUGAGCAGUGGCAAGAACAUCUUCCACUUUCCUGCAGGAAGGUGUCAUGGGGACCAUGCACACCUUUCUUGUUGAAGGUAUUCACUGCCUGCUGAACAACAAACUAGAACUGGGCUUUCCUGCCUCUAGCAGGAAAAGGAUGCAUGUUGAGCAUUUCCCUUUUAUUCUGGGCCAAACAACCCCUAACUUUCCUUUGAAGCUCGGAGAUUGGGAGUGGCAAGGAUCUCCACACAACUGCUAGGACGAUUACUGUCUACAUUUGCAGCUGCAACUUCUCCAGAAGGCAGUGGCUAUUUCAACCUUGGCAAGCACACUGAACAAAAAUGUAGAAGCCUGGCUGCAAUUUUUUUUUUCUGGGAGUAAGCAUCAGUGAAGAGUGGGAUUUCUGAGUAGGCAUACAUAGAAUUAUUUCUGGGGCAGGUUUACAUUUUGUACUAGUGUAGAAAGUCAGUGUAUAAAAUUGAAUUUCACCAGUGUUGCAGUCUUCAUUAAUGUUUUCUCUAAUUUUGAACUGAAACUGCUGUGAGGGAUUAGAUUGAAGGUUGUAUCAUUUGUUUAUUUUCCCCCACCAUCUUUUGUGAAUACAGUGCAGAAAUACCAUACUAUCAAUGGUCAUAAUGCAGAAGUAAGAAAAGCUUUAUCUAGACAAGAAAUGCAAGAGGUUCAGAGCUCAAGGAGUGGACGAGGAGGUAUGUUUGCAAAUUGCAUCGUAUUUACAUUCGAUAUUUUGGAAAUAGUAUUGUAGUUAACUUAAGCUGAUGAACGCUUUUAGGUAACUUUGGCUUUGGAGACUCGCGUGGAGGUGGUGGAAACUUUGGACCUGGACCUGGAAGUAACUUCAGAGGUGGAUCUGGUAAGUCGGUUAAUCAGUGAUCUUUGCAAAGCACUAAAUAAGCCCAUGUAGACUAAUCUGUUAAAGUUUUUAUGUCCCGGAGUUCCAUAAAAAUAAGAACACUGUUAUGGUAGUCUUCCUUUUCCUUAUGUGAAUAUGAUAUGACCAGCAACCAUUAAUGUUUUCUUUUUUUGCACUAGGUAAACUAAUAGGAAAAACUUUAUUUUUAACAGAUGGCUAUGGAGGCGGUCGUGGAUUUGGUGAUGGAUAUAAUGGAUAUGGCGGGGGACCAGGAGGUUAGUCUCUUUAAUUUGCUUAGGAAGACAUAGUAUGUAUGUGUGCUCUAGUGGAAAUGGUAUAAGCAAUUAAAUUUUCUUUAUGGUCCAAUCGGGUCUAAAAAUACUCAAAAUCAAUGUAAUUGCUAUCAUAUGCCCGUAAUCCAUUGUCAACCAUAUAAAUAUGCUGUAAUUCAAAUAGUUUUCUUUUGGAACCAAAUCAUUCCUCCAAAUCAGUGAUGGAGGACCUCUGGCCUCCAGACCUAAUAAGGCCCACGAGGCUUCCACAUACGUGUAUGUAUUGCACCUUGGCAAGCAUUGUUGAUUAUCAGCACUUGCAAAGCCAUGUGCCUUUGUAAGCACCAGAUGUGGCUUUAUGGUUUGAUUUCAAGACAUGUGCAUAAUUUUAUUAUUGCAAAGUGCAAUUACGUGAGUAGAAUUGUAUCAAGUGGCUUGCAGGAUAGCAGCAUAUAAUGAUGUUUCUAUUGAUUGGGUUUUCGUCAAGCAGUAGCCCCCACACCAUGUGACACAUUGCUUCAUAGAGGAGAAUUGUGUGGUAUAAAAGUCUGUUUCCAAGAAAAAUUCUGCUACAUACAUAUUAUUUCUUUAAAAGGAUAUGGUUGUGGCCAUAAUAUUCUAUAUGAAAUAUAAGUUCAACUCUGAUAUAAGCUGCAUGUUUACUGAGACUUGUUUUACAAUAGGUGGCAAUUUUGGAGGCAGUCCUGGUUAUGGCGGAGGAAGAGGAGGAUAUGGUGGAGGAGGACCUGGAUAUGGCAACCAGGGUGGGGGCUAUGGAGGUGGCUAUGACAACUAUGGAGGAGGUAAUGUUGGAAGGAAUUAGAACACUGGGCCUUAGCUUUAGUCCUCUCUGUUGUGGUGGGAAUUCAAAAGUAUUUGUGGUGGCAGAGUAUGUCUUUAUUAAAAAAUUAUUUGGGGUGCUGUGGGGGAUAAUAAUUGCCCGAAAGGCAAGAUAAAAAUACAUUGCUCUUGAAACUGGAACACAAAAGGUGUUCUGAAGUGUUUUAUAACUAAAGGUCUAAAAAUGUAUUUAUCAUGGCUGAUCUAAAGGCUGAUAGUAGAGUAUUAAAAAAACAUUUCAGUCCAUGUGAUGGCCAACAGCGUUAUAUAUAAGUCGGAAGGCAUGUUUUUUGUGACAUUCUAUAUUCAAAGCUAGCAUUUUGAUUAUUCAGCAUAAACUUUUUAUUGAUUCAGGCAAUUAUGGAGGAGGAAAUUACAAUGAUUUUGGAAACUACAACCAACAGCCCUCAAACUAUGGUCCAAUGAAGAGUGGAAAUUUUGGUGGAAGCAGGAACAUGGGAGGACCAUAUGGUGGAGGUAAUACAAAAAGUGAAAUAGAAAAGUAUCUACCCCCCCUUCCCACAAAUCCUGGAUUUGCCUUUAGGAGAGGAAGAGGGUCAUUGCUAUCUUUUCCUAAUAGCACACCGGUGAGUGAUAGUGGGAGGGUUUGUACCCUGCAACCCACUCCCAUUGUAGUGCUUUAUUUUUCCCAAUAGGUGUGAAAGCUGUAUAUACAUAGAAAGUCAAGAGGUAACUUGCAAUUGAAGUGGACUGCCCCUGGUGACCCAGCAAUUAAGAAUCAAACCUAUUCCUACCUGCACAACCCUUUCUGGAGGCCUAGUUGUGGUCAUUCCAAAUUGUUGUAUAAUUCUGAGGAAUCUCUUUUGCCAUUUGCAUACAUCAGUCUUUAAACUACAACUUCCCCCAUCCCCUUUAAUUAGCCAUACUGGCCUGGGCUACUGGGACUUGUACUCCAAAACAAGUGGGAGUUGGUCAGGUUGUGAAAGCCUGGCAUACAUGUUGUACAGAUCGAUCUGUGUCUCCUUGAAAAGGGCAGCUACCACCUCCCCCUGUUGACGCAGUCAGGAAUGUUUGCAGAUUUAAUUAGAUCUGGUGAUCUACUUUGAUGUCAAUUUUGAUUGAAAGAUGUUGAGAGCACUAAUUGACUGUUGUAGAAUUGAGCCAUUUGGGUGAUUGCAGUUUAAAAGUAAGAUUUUGAUGAAGCUUGAGAAUGGCUGUUCAUCUGUGUUAAUUUUAUGCAUUCCAUUUUAACAAUACAGGAAACUAUGGUCCUGGAGGAAGUGGAGGAAGUGGGGGAUAUGGAGGGCGGAGCCGUUACUGA
Molecule: messenger RNA, 13190 nt
Organism: Podarcis lilfordi (Lilford's wall lizard)
Lineage: Eukaryota; Metazoa; Chordata; Lepidosauria; Squamata; Lacertidae
Source: the annotation of a GenBank genome assembly